CUCCUGAUGGCACAGUGCCCCAAAAAUGAAUACUUUGAUAAUUUGCUGCUCUCUUGUACUCCUUGUCACCUGCGGUGUUCCAGCGCACCCCCGCCCUCCUGUGAAAACUACUGUGAGAAGAGAACCGAUUCGAGUGGAAUCCUUUGGAUUUGUUUGGGCAUAGGGUUGAUUUUAAUAUUCACUCUGUUUACCUUAAUGGUCUUGUUUAAAUGGAAGCACCUAAAGCAACAAAAACUGCAAAACACAGACUCCUCUGUGGAGCCAAACAACAUUCUCAAGGCUAAUACUGAAAGCAGUGUGAACACAGAAGAAAUCAGACACACACCUCCCAGAGAAACAUUAAUGUAUUCAGUGGAAGAAUGCACUUGCAGUGACUGUGGCUUGGUGAAACCUCAGACUGGCUGUGAAACUUCAUUUCCAUUACCAGCUACUGAAGAACGAGCUACUGUUCUAGUUACCACCAAAUCUUUUGAUUAUUGCAACUAUGUUCUGGGUGUUGGAUGA
Zonotrichia leucophrys gambelii is the source of this 504-nucleotide messenger RNA. It is a transcript of the gene TNFRSF17, whose product is annotated as TNF receptor superfamily member 17. Gene Ontology annotation, biological process: tumor necrosis factor-mediated signaling pathway. The transcript has 3 exons. The record is from RefSeq and is a predicted model, not a curated record. NCBI's taxonomy places the organism in Eukaryota, Metazoa, Chordata, Aves, Passeriformes, Passerellidae. The annotation marks the transcript as partial. Gene Ontology annotation, molecular function: signaling receptor activity.